AUGCCAACCGAUGGGCUGAAUGAUGAAAAUAACAUGUUUUCGGAUUCCAGCGAUGUUGAAAUAGUGGAAGAAACUAAAGUUAAAAGGCCAUAUUCGGAGGUCCAACAAGAGUUUAAAGCGGAGGAAAAGAAGGUGUUUCCCAAGUCGAGUGUAAGGAGAGUCGGAGAUGAUGAGCCAUCAGUGGGAUCACUGUUUAACAUUCACGUCGCAAAGAAAGAUAGCAACGACGACAUCACGUCGCCAAGGUUUGACCCAGCGCUGUUUGACAUUAAACCUUACUUUCCGCCCACAAUGUGCGGAAAGGCGAACGACUCAAUACUGUUCUCGUUUCUCAGUGGCGUCUUGCAAAAGUCGGACGAUAUAUUCUGUACCGGAAAGGGGAGUAGAAAAUCGGUGUUGACGCUGUUGUCGAACUUUUUCAGAGUACUGAUAUACCACAAUCCGUCGGACGUUAUCCCGUCAAUUUAUAUACUGUUGAACAGAAUAUACCCUGAUUAUGAAAAUAUUGAAAUCGGAGUUGGAGAUCAUUUGAUAUUGAAGUCGAUGUCGGAGGCGUACAGUAAAUCGGAACAGAACAUAAAAUCAAUAAUGGCAACUUUAGUGUUGAAAAAGCACGAGGAUCUGGGAAUAGUGGCCGGUUUGAGCAGUUGCACAUCGCAGCUUCUGGUUAAGCUGCCAGAUAAUACAAUUUCGGGCAUUUUAAAGCAGUUUAGAACAAUUUCAUCGAUCACCGGGAAGAAUUCGAGUAAUCACAAGAAGGACAUAAUUAAAAAGCUGCUGAUAACAGCAAAGAAGGAAGAAGCGAAGUAUAUCAUAAGGUUCCUCCAGCAGAAGCUUAGAAUAGGGAUUGGAAUAAAUACAAUAUUCCAGUGUGUCGCAGACGCGUUCUACUUGACAAAGGUAGGAUCUGAAGGGUCGGAGCCUGUGGGAGACGUGAGGACAAAUAAGUCGGUGGAGCUGAACGACACCCUGGAGGAAAUGGAAUUCGCAGUUAGAACGGCAAUAACACUGGUGCCUAACAUAGAUAAGGUCGUGGGUCACCUGUUGAAGGGCGACGACAGCACGCAGUUACUGGAGCACUGUAAAAUAACACCCGGGAUCCCAGUAAGGCCAAUGUUGGCGAAGCCAGUGAACACGACAGACGAGAUUGUGCAGUCAGUCGGAGGAGAGAAUGUGCUAUUCACAUGCGAAUAUAAGUACGACGGAGAGAGAGUGCAGUUGCACCUACUGAGAGACAGAACGAUAAAGCUCUUCAGCAGGAAUAUGGAGAACUUGUGCCCAAAGUACCCUGACGUAGUCGCUAAUUUUGCUAAGUGUAUAACGGAUGAUUUAAAGGAGUGUAUAAUAGAUUGUGAAGUGGUACCGAUGGACAACGAGAAUAAAAUACUCUCCUUCCAGUGCCUAUCAACAAGAAAGAGAAAGGACGUCGACGUAAAUAACAUAUCGGUGAAGGUGUGUCUAUUCCCGUUUGAUAUUUUGUACUUGAACGGAGAGUCGCUGGUUACAUUGCCACUCUCGAAGAGAAGGGACCUUCUUCACAGCUCGAUGAAGCCUCAAACAGGGCUGCUGAGUUUCGCAAAGUACAAAAACGUCGAUUCGCUGGACGAUAUAGACGACUUCCUGAAGAUGGCAGUGCAAGAGUCGUGCGAGGGCCUGAUGAUUAAGACGCUGGAUGACAAGGCGACAUAUGAGCCCCAAGCGAGGUCGAACAAGUGGCUUAAGUUCAAAAAGGACUAUAUCAGUGGGAUGUCAGACUCGGUGGAUCUGGUGCCAAUGGGAGCCUUUUACGGAAAGGGCAAAAGAACCAAUGUGUAUGGCUCAUUCCUGCUCGCAGUCUAUGAUCCGAUACAGGAGAUAUACCAGGGGGUGUGUAAGACGGGAACGGGGUUUAACGAUCAAACCUUGAAGGAGUUGCACGACUCGCUGCAAAAUAACGUAGUAAAUUCAAAGCCGUCGAAUUACGAGGUCUCCGACAAAAUGGUGCCUGACGUGUGGUUUUCUCCUGAGAAGGUGUGGGAGUGUAAAUGUGCAGAUUUGUCAAUAUCGCCAGUAUAUACAGCCGCAAACAGAUUGACCACAAAUGAAAAGGGAAUUGGAUUAAGAUUUCCAAGGUUCUUGAGAGUCAGGGAGGACAAGAAGCCCGAAGACGCCACAACCAGCGAUGAGAUAUUUGACAUGUACUUGAAGCAGUUUAACAAGUAA
Theileria orientalis strain Shintoku is the source of this 2202-nucleotide messenger RNA. RefSeq names its product DNA ligase 1 precursor. Lineage: Eukaryota; Apicomplexa; Aconoidasida; Piroplasmida; Theileriidae. The record is from RefSeq and is a predicted model, not a curated record. Gene Ontology annotation, cellular component: nucleus; mitochondrion. Gene Ontology annotation, biological process: DNA biosynthetic process; DNA recombination; DNA repair. The transcript is spliced from 13 exons. Bases 1 to 2202 code for a protein of 733 amino acids. Gene Ontology annotation, molecular function: ATP binding; DNA ligase (ATP) activity; DNA binding.